This is a messenger RNA of Oryza brachyantha (malo sina), 3243 nucleotides long. Its product is annotated as probable WRKY transcription factor 2. Gene Ontology annotation, biological process: regulation of DNA-templated transcription. Gene Ontology annotation, molecular function: DNA-binding transcription factor activity; sequence-specific DNA binding. The record is from RefSeq and is a predicted model, not a curated record. The coding region runs from base 344 to 2635 and encodes 763 amino acids. The transcript has 6 exons. Lineage: Eukaryota; Viridiplantae; Streptophyta; Magnoliopsida; Poales; Poaceae.
UCCUCUCUCUCUCUACAUAAAAGAAUUGCACCGAAGGGAGGAGAGAGAAAUGGUGGAGGAGAGCCGAGUAAUAAUGGCAGGAGGGAAGGGAACCUUCUUUUCCUGACUCCCCUGCGGCUGCAGCUCAUCAUUUGUCCCUGAUCCUUGUGCUCCGUUCCGGCUGCGGUUGGUCUCUCUUGGGCCAUUUGGAUUUGGGGUGGUGGUGGACGGUUGACUGAGUCGCCAUCGUGGAGGUGGGAGAGAGACUGGCCCCCCGCCGCCAUUGGGGCUCCUCUCGCGAUCUCGCCUUCCCGUCGCCGCCAUUGCCAUUUUCUUGGGGGAGGUUGAGCGAGUUUAGGCUGGGAUGGACGGAGACAUCGCGAUGGAGGAGUGGAAGGAUCCGAACCAUCGAGGCGCGGAUUACCUUAUGCCGCCGACGAAUUUCCUCGCCGACGCGUUCCCGCCGGCGGAAGCGCUGGGGAGAGAAGGCGGUGGCUCCAAUGUUGUCGCCGCCGGCGGGUUCGAGAGGCAUGGCCUGUCGGUGGCCGUCGGCUCGCCGCCGCCCCCGGAGGAAAGGCGCUCGUCGCUGCCCCCGACGCCGCAGUUUGGCCAGAGGUUCGGCUCCGGUUCCGGCUCCGGCGGCGGCGGCGGAGGCAGACGCCUCGCCGACAGGAGGGCGAGAGGCGGGUUCAGCCACAUCGCCAGGAUCAGCGUGCCGUGCAACCCGCCGCCGGCUGCGGCCGCCGCGCCGGCGGAUGUGUCGUCUGCUGGGGCUCCGUCGCCUUACGUGACGAUCCCGCCUGGCCUCAGCCCGACGACCCUGCUCGAAUCGCCGAUCUUCCUCUCCAAUGCCAUGGGUCAGGCCUCGCCGACCACGGGGAAGUUGCAUAUGCUUGGUGGUGUCAACGACAAUGAUCCUAUCAGAUUUGGAGCCCCUCCAACUGAAGAAGUAUCUGGCGCAUUUUCUUUCAAGCCUCUGAAUCUAACAUCCUCACACUACACAGCUGCAGAAAAGUCGGAAUCUCUACCCAACAAUCAGUAUCAGUCGCUGCCAAGAACGCAGGUUUCUGUCAAGACUGAAGCUAACACUCAAACGGCACAAGAGGCAGCGAACCAGACGAGCCAGAGCCAGCUGAUGCAGCAGCAGCAGCAGUUCAACGGCCAGGUUGCUGUUGUGAAGAGCGGCUGCAAGAUCAGCCGCGCUGCACCUGACAACGCUGCCGGCGGCGGCGCGUCGCCUCCGGAUCACGGCCAGGCGGCGGAAGGCGACGGGAAGGGGGACUCCGCGGCGGUCGCGUCGGCCGCCGCCGCGGCGCUGACCGAGGACGGGUACAGCUGGAGGAAGUACGGGCAGAAGCAGGUGAAGCACAGCGAGUACCCGAGGAGCUACUACAAGUGCACGCACGCCGACUGCGUGGUGAAGAAGAAGGUGGAGCGCUCGCACGAGGGCCACGUCACGGAGAUCAUCUACAAGGGCACGCACAACCACGCGAAGCCCGCGGCGAGCCGGCGGCCGCCGGCGCAUCCUUCGCCCGGCGACGCGCAGGUGGACCACGCGCCCGACGGCGGCGGUAACGCCCCGGCGGCAGUCGCCGGCGCCGCCGCCAACGCUGGCGGACAGGCGAGCGCGGAGGCGAGGCAGCUGUGGCACAGCGGCGUGGGCGGCGAGGGACUGGAGGUGACGUCGUCCCCCUCUGUCCCCGGCGAGCUCUGCGACUCGACGGCGUCGAUGCAGGUGCAGGACGGCGCGGGCGCGGCAACGCAGUUCGAGUCCCCGGACGGCGUCGACGUCACGUCUGCGGUGUCCGACGAGGUGGAGAGGGACGAGAAGGUGACACACGUACUUCCCGCCGCCGCCGACGGCGAGAGCGACGAGCUGGAGCGAAAGAGAAGGAAGCUAGAGUCUUGCGCCAUUGAGAUGAACACCGCGUCGCGGGCGGUUCGGGAGCCGCGAGUCGUGAUCCAGACGACGAGCGAGGUCGACAUCCUCGACGACGGCUACCGCUGGCGCAAGUACGGGCAGAAGGUCGUCAAGGGCAACCCGAACCCAAGGAGCUACUACAAGUGCACGCACCAGGGGUGCUUGGUGCGGAAGCACGUGGAGCGCGCGUCGCACGACCUCAAAUCGGUGAUCACCACCUACGAGGGGAAGCACAACCACGAGGUCCCGGCGGCGAGGAACAGCGGCCACCCCGCGGGCGGCUCGGCGCCACCAGGCGGCGGCGCGGGGUCAUCGCAGCCCCACGCCGGCGCGCGCAGGCCGGAGGUGCCGUCGAUGCAGGACAGCCUGAUGAGGCUCGGCGGCUGCGGCGCGUCGCCGUUCGCGCCCCACUUCGGCCUGCACCUGCCUCCUCCCCGUGACCCGCUCGCGACGAUGAGCAACUUCCCGUACGCGCUCGGCCACGCGCCGUCGCCGGCGCUGCCGAGCCUGCCACCGCCGCCGCCGGGGCUCGGCGGCGUGGUAGUGGAGGGGCUCAAGUACCCGAUGCUGGCGCCGCCGUCGGCGCACCACCCGCUGCUGAGGCACCGCCAGGGCGGCAUGGAGACGGUGAUCCCCAAGGGGGAGAUCAAGCAGAAGACGAUGCCGGCGACGGCGGCGGCGCCGGCUGUGUAUCAGCAGGCGAUGAGCAGGGUGUCGCUGAGGAAUCAGCUGUAGAUAUAGUAAUAAAAAGGAGAGCAAUUUAGGAGCUACUCACAUAUUAAUAUGCUUAGGGUUAAUUCAUCAAUGUUUAGCAUCAUCAUGAUAAGUAUAACCAAUGUCUUCACUUCAGUUCUUGCUCUUGUAAGUCUUUUUUGCAAUUAGUGCUGCUCUUAGUUUAUGCUUAAGUUAGCUUCAGCCCUCCGGUUUUCUCUCUUACUUUCACAUCUGGACAUCUGUGCAUCAGGUGAGUAGUUGAGUUUAUGCAAUGCUAAUCAGCUAGCGUCGGAUGGUUUCUUCACCAUUUUGCUUCAGGAUAGACUGAUGAUCAUUGUUUCAUGCCCAUUGAUGGCAACUGGUACUAUCCACCCAGUUUCCUUUUCGGCUUUGUCACCAGAAGUAAGUUCAUUAGCAUCAUCAUCUUUUUUUUGUGUGGUGUGUAGCCUUACCAAAUUUUGGUAGUGUUUUUGUGAGAGAAUGUUUGGAACUACUGAUUUUUUUUGUAUGAUAGCAAUUGUAAGAGUUUGUUUAGGUUGUUAUUGUACCAAAUGUUGGCAAAGCUAAAUAAAGUUGGAAGUGGUAGUAAACCAUGUAAUAUAUCUCGUGGUCAAUCUUUCCGACGAUCA